UAAUAAACCAGCUUCGACCAUGAGAUUGGUUAUCCUCAUCGAUUCGAUCUCAAUCUCAAUCUCGAUCUCUCUCCUUUCUUCCUACGAUGCCUACCAUCGCCGGACCCAGUUCGUCUCCUCACGAGCACAUCGUGGCCGCCAGAUCGGAGAAUACCGGAGGUCGUGAAGUCAACACACCUCGUAAACGCAAGCUGAGAUCAGAUUCCGCCGCAGAGGUUACAUCGACGGCGAUUGUAAAUGAGAGUUUGAAAUGGAAAUCUCCUCGACGGUGUAUUGUUUCAAGUCCCAGGACGCUUACUAAGGAGGUUGAGGAAGAUUCUAAAGGCGAGCUGGAGAGUCCAGUGAUAUCAGCUGUGGAGAAGCGAUUUGAUUGUUUAGAUGUUAAAUCAAAGUGGAAUCCUAGAGAUGAUGAUCAAAUGAGAGCUGUGAAGGAAGCAUUGCAUGUGUCGAAGGCCCCAUCAACUGUUGUCUGCCGUGAGGAUGAGCAAAAACGUGUUUUAGAGUUUGUUAAAGGUUGUAUGGAACAGAAGAAGGCUGGGAGUUUGUAUAUAUGUGGCUGCCCUGGAACUGGGAAGUCAUUGUCGAUGGAGAAAGUAAGACAACAAGCUGAAGACUGGGCAAAGCAGGAAGGUUUGCCUUGUCUGGAAACAGUGUCUGUUAAUUGCACAUCGCUGACGAAAACAACAGAUAUCUUCUCCAAGAUACUUGCAGAGAAUGAGACUGGGAAGAAAGUUAAUGGCUCAUCUUCACCUCUACAACAACUUCAGGUUUUGUUUUCUCAAAAGCAGCAAUCAUCCAGCACAAAGAUGAUGCUGAUAAUUGCAGAUGAGAUGGAUUACUUGAUCACAAGAGAUCGAGGUGUCCUUCAUGAGCUUUUCAUGCUCACAACUUUGCCAUUUUCAAGAUGUAUACUAAUAGGUGUAGCAAAUGCAAUAGACCUCGCAGAUCGUUUUCUUCCAAAAUUGAAGUCUCUUAAUUGUAAGUGCAAACCUUUGGUUGUCACUUUCCGUGCCUAUUCUAUGGAGCAGAUCCUAAGGAUACUGCAGGAGAGGCUUGUGGAACUUCCAUAUGUUGCAUUUCAAUCAAAAGCCCUGGAGCUUUGUGCCAGAAAAGUAUCAGCUGCAUCAGGAGACAUGAGAAAGGCUCUAUCUGUCUGCAGGAGUGCUCUAGAAAUCUUAGAAACAGAAGUUAAAGUGUCAACAGAUCAAGAAUCACAAAGUCCAAUUACAGAGAAUCAAGUGGUCAAGAUAGAUCAUAUGGUAGCUGCAUUGUCCAAGACAUUUAAAUCUCCAGUAGUUGACACCAUUCAGUCACUUCCUCAACACCAGCAAAUCAUAGUCUGUUCUGCUGCAAAAGCCUUUAGAGGAAGCAAAAAGGACAGAAGCAUUGCAGAGUUAAAUAAGUUAUACACGGAAAUAUGUAAAUCAUCGAUGAUCACUCCAGCUGGAAUAACAGAGUUCACGAACAUGUGUACAGUGCUAAACGACCAGGGGAUAUUAAAACUGAGUAAAGCUCGAGAUGAUAAGCUAAAGAGAGUGAGCCUAAGAGUAGAUGAAGCAGACAUCACAUUUGCUCUUAAGGUAUAUACAAUACAACCCUGCACUCUUGUUUCAAAAUAG
This is a messenger RNA of Eruca vesicaria subsp. sativa (arugula), 1619 nucleotides long. The record is from the annotation of a GenBank genome assembly. Lineage: Eukaryota; Viridiplantae; Streptophyta; Magnoliopsida; Brassicales; Brassicaceae.